UUCAUAAAGCCACUACAGAGGAGGCAGGACCUGGAGAAGAAACUGUCUAACUGGAUCAAGUUUUCUCGUGAGAGAUUAAAAGCUUUAGUGAUGAAGACAACAUCAGUGCUGAUCUCUGCAGCAGUUUUGGUGCUGCUGCACAGCCCGUUGAGGAGUACAAAUGCUGACACAUUUCAAGGCGCUUUACCACACCCAAACAAGUAUAACCCACACGAUACGGAUAGAUGCCAACAACCCGCCAUCACUGGACUAAUUUCCCGCGGGGCAGGGCCUGUAACCUCAACUGACGAAGUGCUGGAGUCCAGUCAGGAGGCGUUGCACGUCACGGAGCGUCGGUACCUUCGACUGGACUGGUGCAAGACGCAGCCGCUCAAGCAGACCAUCAACGAGGAAGGCUGUAUGAGCCGCACCAUCAUCAACAGGUUUUGUUACGGACAGUGCAACUCCUUCUACAUCCCGAGGCAUAAUUACCAGGACGGGGACGUCUUUCAGUCCUGCUCUGCCUGCAAACCCAAAACUUUCAGCACCGUCACUUACACCCUCUACUGCCCGGGUCAGACACCCAGCACCAGGAAGAAACGGAUCCAGCGCGUAAAGCAGUGCCGCUGCACAACAAUAGAUUCGGAUUAAACGCAUCCAGGUCGAUCAUAUGCACUUCAAUUUGGAGCGAAAGUGCAGCUUUGCAAAAAAAAAAAAAAAAAAAAAA
This is a messenger RNA of Larimichthys crocea (large yellow croaker), 706 nucleotides long. RefSeq names its product gremlin 1a, DAN family BMP antagonist (gene grem1a). The record is from RefSeq and is a predicted model, not a curated record. The transcript is spliced from 2 exons. Lineage: Eukaryota; Metazoa; Chordata; Actinopteri; Sciaenidae. The coding region runs from base 91 to 630 and encodes 179 amino acids. Gene Ontology annotation, biological process: animal organ morphogenesis. Gene Ontology annotation, molecular function: BMP binding; receptor ligand activity.